UGAAAAAGAUAUUGGAUAUUGGAUUUAAGGUCGUUUCUAUAGUUGUUACCGGAUAAAUGGAAAAUGGAUUCGCAGAAUGGGGAGACCAGGGAAGAUAAUUAUGACUCCACUGAACUAGAAAUAGAAAACACUGAGAACAAAAGUGACAGAAUCUCUGUAAAUGAAAAUAUUACGGUAGAACCUCAAAAUCUUGAUGCCGAGAACAAUAGCCCUGAAGAUAAUGUGGCAAAAGAAGAGAUAGAAAACACUGAGAAAAAAAGUGACAGAAUCUCUGUAAAUGAAAAUAUUACGGUAGAACAUCAAAAUCUUGAUGCUGAGAACAAUAGCCCUGAAGAUAAUGUGGCAAAAGAAGAGAUAGAAAACACUGAGAAAAAAAGUGACAGAAUCUCUGUAAAUGAAAAUAUUACGGUAGAACAUCAAAAUCUUGAUGCUGAGAACAAUAGCCCUGAAGAUAAUGUGGCAAAAGAAGAAAUAUCUGGUGUUCCUCAUAUUAGCGUUUCUGAGACUAAUGAAAUCGAUGUUGGACAUGAAGAGUUAUUAAAUUCUCCAGCCAAUGAAAAUCCUCCUCAGGUAAUCUCAGAAGAAGGUGAAAAUCUAGCUUCGGAACCCCAGGAGAAUAUAAUUCAAACUGAAGAACCACCAGAAGUUGAUGAGAGGCUUCAUAAUGUUUCUAAAUCUGAAGAAGCUGAUGGACUCAUUCCUUCGUCUGCAGAAACUGGUGCAAUUGACAAUGAAGAAUGUGUCACCAGUGAAGCUAAGGUGGAAGAAGAUACCAGAAGACGCGAGGAGUUGAUAGAAAAGUACAAACAGUCUCUAAAUGAACAGAAAGCCGUUAGGGAAUUAAACUUCCAACUUCAAACGAAGUUGGCUGAGUAUUUUAGACGCAAGAAAGGUGAGGCAGCUGACCAACAGGGUACUCAGUUAAGCACUAGCGGUAGAGUUGGUGAUGCUACCACAGAUUACGAGCUAAAAUACAACAAAUAUAUUUCAAGUUUGUUUGAUCUUCGCCAUCAGUCUAAAAUAAUGGAGGCUGAUUAUACUGAACAAAUUGACAAGUUAAAACAAUUGUGCCAAACAAAACAGGAGGAAGUUGACAAAGCAUACCAGGAUUUUAAUGAUUUCAGGUAUAAUAUAGGAAAAAGGGCGAUAAAUAGUCGAACCAGGAAACCGCUUAGCUCUAAAGAACUUUCUUCUAUGUUUACGACAGAAAAAUAUAAAGAAGAAACGGUCAGAGAAGUCAGGUUAGAAAAUAUAAAGCUAAAAAAUAAACUUUUAAAGGCCGAGGCUCAAUUGAAAUCAAAAGAUCAGCUGUCAGAAGGUUUGAACUUGAUUGAUUUUGAGCAGCUGAAAUUCGAAAAUCAAACAUUUGACCAAAAAAUCGAGGAAAGAAGUGAAGAGAUGAUCAAAUUAAGACGGAAAAUUUCGAAAACAGUUCAAAUAAUUACUCACCUAAAAGAAAAACUUCAAUUUGUUCUUGACGAUAAUGCUAGUCAGCGAAAAAUACUUGAGGAAAUUGAUGCAGAUGUGUCAAUGAAGAAAGACCAUCUAACGAAAAUAAAACAAACUAGGGAACAUCUUAGGGGUGAGAAUACCAAACUCCGCCGAUCAUGUGGACUUUUGGGGAGAAAUGCCUUGUUACUAAACUACGAGGAUUCAUUUGACUCUGUCAUGAACAAAAGGCAGUCUUUGAAUGAAAUAAAACGCACUACUGCCAACUACAGACUUCAGGCAAGGGCUCUGGCUCAAAAAAUUAAGAACCUCCAGAACAAAAAAGAGGCUUUUUAAACCUCACUGUUCACCUUUUAGGGAUUUCAUCUAAUGGUUUUAUAUUUAUCACAUAAACGUUAUUAUACAGCAUACAAAGUAUUUGUUCAUUCAUAUUACUAUAAAUCCAUGGAUCAGAAUGAAGAUCCAUCCCAAACCCAAUAAAUAUUUAUGAAUAUAA
This is a messenger RNA of Schistosoma turkestanicum, 1945 nucleotides long. NCBI's taxonomy places the organism in Eukaryota, Metazoa, Platyhelminthes, Trematoda, Strigeidida, Schistosomatidae. The record is from the annotation of a GenBank genome assembly.